UUACGCUCACUGCCAGAUCAUUUGCCAUCUAGAUGCAAGACUCGCCAGCGUUCUCUGUUCUUAUUUCCUGUUGCCGUCCCUGCCUGUUAUUGGACUCUGCCUGUUCUCCGGUGCCCGACCUUGUCUUCUGAACCCGGCACUGAUUAUUGCCUGGACCUUGUCCUGCAUUCCUGCCAGCUCUUCGCCUCUGUUGUGGAAAAGAAAGCGAAGCAGACAAGCUACCGCUGUGAUCUGUGUGCUGCAUUUGGGUCUAAAACCUCACUCCGUUACAACCGUGGGACACGAUGGCGUCCCCCACUCCUCUCACCAAGGCCAACGCCAUCUUCUCCCUGGAUUUGCUCAGAAAGCUGAGUGAGGACGACAACUCUGCAAACAUCUUCUUCUCUCCCUUCAGCAUCUCCUCAGCCCUGGCGAUGGUGAUGCUGGGAGCCAGAGGAAACACCGCAAUGCAAAUGUCAGAGUGCUUGAACACCCGGGAAUGUCAGGAUGAUGUCCACGCUCUGUUUAACCAACUGCUGAGUGGACUCAACAAGUCAGGGGGCUCGUUUGAGCUCAGUGUUGCCAACAGGCUGUAUGGAGAGAAGUCCUUCCAGUUUCUGCAGGAGUUCUUAACACAAACCAGGAAACAUUACGAUGCAGAGCUGGAGUCUGUGGACUUCAUAACCAGCCAUCAGGAAGCCAGGAUCAGAAUAAACAACUGGGUGGAGAAGCAGACACAAGGGAAAAUCAGGGAUGUGGUGGCUGAAGGUGCGUUGAACGAGAUGUCCAGACUGGUGCUGGUCAACGCCAUCUACUUCAAAGGCACCUGGAAUAAACCAUUUCUGCACUUCAAUACGUAUGAUACUGACUUUAAACUCAACAAGAAUGAAAAAAAGAAAGUAAAGAUGAUGACGCAGAAAACUCAUUUUCCCUUUGCUUUCAUCCCUGAAGUCAACUGCCAGAUCCUGGAGAUGCCUUACAAAGGGAAGGAGUUGAGCAUGCUGAUCUUCUUACCCAAAGAUAUAGAAGACGAUACAACUGGUCUGGAGAAGCUGGAGAAACAGCUGACCUAUGAGAAAUUCAUGGAGUGGACAGGUGAGCUGAGGGUGACGAAGGUCAACGUGAGUCUGCCACGGUUCAAGCUGGAGGAGACGUAUGACCUGAACAGAGUCCUGACCAGCAUGGGCAUGGAGGACGCUUUUGAUGAGGGGAAGAGCGACCUCUCCGGUAUGUCCAGGAACCAAGAUCUGGUUCUGUCGAAAGUCACCCACAAGGCUUUUGUGGAGGUAAACGAGGAGGGAACGGAGGCUGCUGCUGCCACUGCUGUCGACUAUUUGCUGUGUUCUAUAAAGAUGCCAAAUUUCCGUGCGGACCAGCCCUUCCUGUUCUUCAUCCGCCACAACGCCACCAUGAGCGUUCUCUUUGCUGGGCGCUUCUGCUGCCCUGUGUGA
Messenger RNA from Cololabis saira (Pacific saury), 1430 nucleotides. RefSeq names its product leukocyte elastase inhibitor-like. The record is from RefSeq and is a predicted model, not a curated record. The coding region runs from base 285 to 1430 and encodes 381 amino acids. NCBI's taxonomy places the organism in Eukaryota, Metazoa, Chordata, Actinopteri, Beloniformes, Belonidae. Gene Ontology annotation, molecular function: serine-type endopeptidase inhibitor activity. The transcript is spliced from 9 exons. Gene Ontology annotation, biological process: negative regulation of endopeptidase activity.